AUGCCGCAAAAAGAAUUCUGCCCCAAGAGCUAUCAAGAGUCCCCUGCUGGGACUCAGGAUCCCUCCUCUGUAUACCUUCGUUCAAGUCCGCAAGAGAGAUCCUUUGAAUUUUCGUUUGAACCAAUCCGUGAAAACCUAUUCCGAGUCACCUUCUCAUCUGCAACCCACCCCAUUCCUCCCUAUCCCAGUGUGAUCAAGCCGGCGACAAAUCUGGACGGCGUCCAGGUAUCGACAACCAGUGGCCAGAACCAGAAGACCAUUGAAGUGGGAGAUGUCACAGCCUCAAUUGAGUGGACCAACACUCCGGUCGUCUCGUUAUCAUGGAAGGGCUCGAAGAAACCCUUGUAUCGUGAUCUGCCUCUGCGCUCCUAUGUCGCGGACGCAACUGGCGUCGCGCACUAUACAGAGCAUGACCGUGAUGCUCUCCAUGUUGGACUGGGAGAAAAGAGAGCUCCCAUGGAUCUCACCGGCCGCCAUUUCCAGCUCUCGGCCACAGACAGCUUCGGAUAUGACGUCUACAACACCGACCCUCUAUACAAGCACAUUCCGCUGUUAAUCAAAGCCUCUCCUGAUGGAUGCGUGGCUAUCUUCUCGACAACGCACGGCAGAGGAACCUGGUCCGUCGGUUCGGAGGUGGACGGCCUCUGGGGCUAUUUCAAAACCUACCGUCAAGACUACGGUGGUCUCGAGCAAUACCUGAUUGUCGGAAAGACCCUUAAGGAUGUUGUGAGAUCCUAUGCAGAGCUGGUCGGUCUCCCCAUUCUGGUUCCCCGAUGGGCAUAUGGGUACAUCUCAGGCGGGUACAAGUACACCAUGCUUGAUGACCCGCCUGCGCAUAUAGGAUUGAUGGAAUUUGCGGACAAGCUCAAAGAGCACGGCAUUCCCUGCUCUGCACACCAAAUGAGCUCCGGAUACUCCAUCGCGGAAACGGAACCCAAAGUCCGCAAUGUCUUCACCUGGAACAAGCACCGCUUCCCCAACCCGGAAGAAUGGAUUGCCAAGUACCACUCUCGGGGCAUUCGCCUCCUCACAAACAUCAAGCCGUUCCUGCUCGCAUCGCACCCCGAUUUCAAGAAACUUGUUGAUGCAAAUGGAUUCUUCAAGAACCCUGAAGACAACAAGCCGGGCUAUAUGCGACUGUGGAGUGCUGGAGGCGCAACCGGAGGUGACGGAUGCCACAUCGACUUCUCCUCAUCCGUUGCAUUCAAGUGGUGGUAUGACGGAGUUCAAAGCUUGAAGCGCGCUGGAAUUGAUGGCAUGUGGAAUGAUAACAACGAGUACACGCUUCCGGACGAUGAUUGGCAGCUAGCUCUGGAUGAGCCUACCGUCUCCGAUGCCGCCAAAAAGGGUGUUGAGAACACUGUCGGACUCUGGGGUCGUGCCAUGCACACCGAGCUCAUGGGCAAAGCCUCCCACGAUGCCCUGCUUAACCUCGAACCCAAUCAAAGACCUUUCGUCUUGACCCGGAGUGCUACCGCAGGAACGAUGCGUUACGCUGCCAGCACCUGGAGCGGAGACAACGUUACCAGCUGGGAAAGCAUGAAGGGAGCAAACGCUCUGUCCCUCAGCGCAGGCAUCUCACUCCUGCAGUGCUGCGGUCAUGAUAUCGGAGGUUUUGAAGGUCCUCAGCCCUCGCCCGAACUGCUUCUCAGAUGGAUCCAAUUGGGCAUCCACUCCCCCCGUUUCGCCAUCAACUGCUUCAAGACCUCUCCCGGAAACAGCUCGGUCGGAGAGGUCAUCGAGCCGUGGAUGUACCCCGAGAUCACACCUCUUGUCAGGGACACUAUUAAGCGUCGUUACGAGAUCCUCCCCUAUAUUUACUCUCUCGGCCUGGAGAGCCACCUGACCGCAUCCCCACCCCAACGCUGGGUAGGCUGGGGCUAUGAAUCCGACCCAGAGGUCUGGACAAAGGCACUCAAGUCUGGGGAUGAGCAGUUCUGGUUUGGUGACACCAUCCUGGUCGGAGGCGUCUACCAGCCUGGUGUGAGCGUUGCCAAGAUGUACCUACCCCGAAAGGCAAAUGAUCAGUUCGACUUUGGAUAUGUGAACAUGAACGAGCCGUACAACUACCUCGCUUCCGGCCAAUGGGUUGAAGUCUCGUCCGAAUGGAGGAAGAGCAUCCCCCUCUUGGCCAGGAUCGGUGGCGCUAUCCCCGUCGGCAAGCCCAUCCAUACCAGGGUGCCCGGCGAUGAGACUCCAGCCUCGGUGGCCGUGGAAGAGAUCGACGAUUACAGAGGAGUCGAAAUCUUUCCACCCCGUGCCAGUUCUCAUGGACAGGUCUUCAGCACUGCCUGGUUCGAAGACGAUGGAAUCUCGCUUAACCCGAGCAUCUCACAAUACACUAUCAGCUAUAGCUCCACAGAAGAGAAGGUCGUCGUUGGAUUCACCCGGGAUGAGAAAUCUGGGUUUGUUCCUGCUUGGAAAGAACUUGAUAUCAUCCUUCACAACGGUGAUGAGAGACGCGUCGUUUCUGAUAUUGGGAAGGCUGUGGAAUACAAGGGCAAGGACUCUCGGGGCCGGGUGGUGUAUACCUUGAAGAAAUAGGGUCUUUUGGUUUCAGCAUUAUAUGUGGGGUUUCGAAAUGUCACUG
Messenger RNA from Aspergillus ibericus CBS 121593, 2590 nucleotides. RefSeq names its product putative alpha-glucosidase. Lineage: Eukaryota; Fungi; Ascomycota; Eurotiomycetes; Eurotiales; Aspergillaceae. Gene Ontology annotation, biological process: carbohydrate metabolic process. The coding region runs from base 1 to 2544 and encodes 847 amino acids. The transcript has a single exon. The record is from RefSeq and is a predicted model, not a curated record. Gene Ontology annotation, molecular function: hydrolase activity, hydrolyzing O-glycosyl compounds; carbohydrate binding.